Messenger RNA from Eimeria acervulina, 3546 nucleotides. RefSeq lists its product as hypothetical. NCBI's taxonomy places the organism in Eukaryota, Apicomplexa, Conoidasida, Eucoccidiorida, Eimeriidae. Gene Ontology annotation, molecular function: transcription coregulator activity. Gene Ontology annotation, cellular component: SWI/SNF complex; nucleus. The coding region runs from base 1 to 3546 and encodes 1181 amino acids. The transcript has a single exon. Gene Ontology annotation, biological process: regulation of transcription by RNA polymerase II. The record is from RefSeq and is a predicted model, not a curated record.
AUGCUGCUCUUCAGGCAAGGGGCCCUCCGAAGGGGCUCUGCUCUAUCUGCCACCUUCACCGCCACGACUCCGUUUCUUAGCCAUGCAGCAGCAACAGCAACAGCAGCAGCAGCAGCAGAAGGAGCAACGACAACCACAGCAGCAGGUAUUGUUGCAUUUCCAAAGGUCGUAGCUCAUCCCUUCUCUACAAAGCGAGUCUCUGGAUGCAGCAACAGGAACAGCAGCUUCAAGAGCAGCAUCAGCAGCGGCAGCGCCAGAGAGCCUGGCAGUGGUCGAAACCCCCUCCACGAGGAGAAAGGGCUUGCACCCGGCCGCCGCUGUGUUCGCCUCUACAACAGCAGCAGUAGCAGCAGCAGCAGCACUUGCAAUGUCGAGAGCAGCGCCUGCAGCGGAGUGAGCGGCACCGCUGCGCCUCUAGGGCCUGUCACCCCCAGCUUCAGGAGCAGUGAAAGUGACGGAGAUAAAAAGCAGGAGCAGCAGCAGCAGCAGGUUCCUCGCUUGAAGCAACGAGACUGCCGGGUGUCUCCGCUGUUGCUGCCUUCUCUGCGGCGCGUCUGUCGGCAGCUGCGUUUUCUGUCUGUACACCCCCACCUGUUGGCUGCUCUUUGUCCCCCUACAAGAGGCAGAAAGCCUCUUCUUGAACAACUCAAAGCACAGCAAGGCCGUGCAGAAGCAGUAGCACACGAAGAAGAAACAAUUAAACACCGGGCCCAGCAGCAAGCCGCUCUGCUGCUGCACAAGGUGUGGGGCGGUGCUACAUACUUCUCCCCUCGCAUCACCAGGGCUGCCUUUCAAGCGGAAGAAUCCACUGCAGCAGCAGAUACUGCUGCAGCCGACUCAGGAACAGCAGCAGCAAAUCCAACAGCAGCGCCAUUACCUUCAGAGGCAGCAGCGGCAGCAGCAACAGCAGAACUCCAGCUUCCCCGCCUGCUCACCCGGGUAGCGACAAGAUACGUGCGGAAGGAGGUGCAGCAGCAGUUGCUGCUUCAACAAGCAGCAGCUGAGGAAUCGCCUGUCGGCCUCUCGGCAGCAGCACGUGAGUCAGCAGCAACACCAACACCGGCAUCAGCAGCAGCAUCAGCAGCAGCAACAGCAACACCGGUAGCAUUGGAGGCUUUGCCGGAGGCCCUGUUUACGACAAGUCGUUGGCUUAGUGCAGCAAAGCAGCAGUGCCUGCGAUUGUCUACGGAGCGCAUCUUUUUGCUGCUAGCUUCUCUUCGUACUCUCUCCGAACUUGAAGGGGCCCUGCAGAAAGCCCUCUCCUCUGCUGCUGCCGCUGCUGCUGCUUCUGCAGCGGGUAGCUCUGGUUCCGUUCCUGCUGCUGCUGCUGCUGCUGCUGCUUUGGGCAGUCCUGCUGUUUCUGUUUCGGGUGCUUCUUUUCCUGCUACUGGGGGCUGUGAGCUGCAGCAAGUGCUGAAGAUGGGGGGUGAACUGGUGGCUGCUUUGCAGGAUGAGAGGAAGAUGCUGCUGCAGCAGAGCGUCAGCAGUCUCCGAUAUUUUAUUGACUUACAAACAGAUAAAAGAAAAUCUCACAGCCGCCUCAGCAGCUCCCCGCUGCCAUCCCGAGGGAAGCUCCACCAAGCGGCCUACAAGCUGCUCCCGGCACACGUACAAACGCUGCAGAAACAGCAACAGCAGCAGCAGCAACAGCAGCAGCAGCAGCAGAGGCAGCUCAGGGGACUUGCGCGAGCCUUUAGACCUGUUCCUGUGGAGCACCUCACAGAAGAUUCCCUCUGUGCUUCAAGAACGAGCAAGAACGGCAGCAGCAGCAGCAGCAGCAACAGCAGCAGCAGCAACUGCAGCAGCAGCCACAGCGGCCUCCGUCCUGGGUUGCUGCUGGUAGCCCACCCCUUUCUAGCAGAUGCAUUUGUCCGCGAGUCUGUUGUGCUGCUGACGUCCGUCACUCCCAACACCGUUGAGGGUCUUAUGCUGAACCGCAGCUGCAGCACCAGGAGCAGCAACAGCAGCUGCAGCAGUAACAACAGCGGCAACAGGCGCGCCAGGCUGCUGCAGCGCUCUAUUGAAAGACUGCCUUCUCCCCUACAUUUACUUGCGGCCUGCCGGGAACAGCAGCACCAGGAUCCAGAAAAACUGAAGCAGCACCAGCAGCAGCAGCAGCAGCAAGAGCAGCAGGAAGAGGUGCAGCAGCUCGAUGAGCAGAGGUGCAGCACGGAAGUUAAGAAAAAGAGUGAAUGGCUAAGUUUGCUUCAAGAGGAACCCGAGCUGCUGCUGCUGUUGCGGGAGGCACAGGCAGUAGCAGCAACAACACAAGCAUCUUGGAAGAGACAGAGACGGUUUCUGCAGCAGCAGCGGCUGCUGCUGCAUCAAGCACUUGUCACAGCCUUGGCCCAGCGAGCUGUACAGACAUUGCCUGUCGCUCCCCACAGCAUCAGCAGCAGCAGCAGCAACAGCAGCAGUAUCAGCAGCAGCGGCAUUAUUAUUAGCACCAGUAGCGGCCCUCAUGAUGCCGUUAGCCACAGCAGCAGCAGCAACAGCAGCACCUACAGUAGCAGCAGCAGCAGUUUCGUGUUGCGCGUUUUACCUGCCGAGACAGCAGACGCCAAUCCUCUGAAUAAAUUUAUUUCCUCCCCUUUUUUUGGAAGCAAAAAUCGAAGAGAUGGGGACACGACGAGAAGGCAGCAGCAGCAGCAGCAGCAGCAGCAGCAGCGGCUUGCUCUAUGGCUUGAAAACGGCCUCAAGAGGGAAAAUGAGAAUACAGCCGCUGCAGCAGGAAAGCUUCAGGAACAGAAAGCUCUGCUUCACCAACUUUUAAGUUUGCUGCAACAGCUGCAGCAAACGGGUGGCUUCAGUCGUCCCAGCAGCAACAGCAGCAACGGCAGUAACAGCAGCAACAGCAACCGCCGUAGCAGCAGCAGCAGCAGCAUAGUGCGCCUCGGGGGCCCCUGUGAAGGCUUUGCGAAGUUAAGGGCAGAGCGAUGGCUAGGGAGACGCUCAGACGACACUGCGUUGAGCGGCCUGUACACCCGAGAACACCCACAGGAGAGCAGCGUGCAUUGCCCUACCUCUGCUGCUGCUGCUGCCGAUGCUGGUGCUGGUGCUGCUGCUGCUGCUGCUGCUGCUGCUGAGGUGCAGCCUGCAGAGGCGAGGGAGUCGUUGUCUGUUAAAGAGAGCCUCUUCUUAGGGCGCAUGAUCUGGAAGCAACGGCAGCUGCAGCGGGAACUGCGGGAGGGAUUGUGGCUGCUGCUGGAGUGUACAGACACCGCAGCGCUGGAAGAGUUGGUGUUUGGCUGCUGCUGCGCAUGCAUCCCUGCUCCGAGCAAACCCCAACGAGUGAAGGGGAGCGAGGAGGCUAGUAGUGCUGCUGCUGCUGCUACUACGACUUCUGCUGCGUGCCCUCUGUGCUGCAGCCGCACGGUGUACAGACAGCUGGUGGCUGCAGCAGACGCCGCGAAUUCUCCUUUCUUCGCAUCUGCUUGCUGCUUCUCUCCGCUGGCUGCUGCUGCGCUGCAGCAAGCAGCAAACGGUGCUUGGAGCGGCCCUCUCCCCUCUUCGACUCUUUACUGCACUUCCCUUAGAGGUGUUUAG